This is a messenger RNA of Miscanthus lutarioriparius, 792 nucleotides long. The record is from the annotation of a GenBank genome assembly. NCBI's taxonomy places the organism in Eukaryota, Viridiplantae, Streptophyta, Magnoliopsida, Poales, Poaceae.
AUGCUGUGCACUGCUGCAGACCGUGCCGGGGUACGACGUGGCCGGCGUGGUCGUCAAGGUGGGCAGCCAGGUGAAGAAGUUGAAAGAAGGCGACGAGGUGUACUCAGCGAGAAGCCGCUGGAGGGGCCCAAGCAGUCCGGCUCGCUGGCGGAGUACACCGCCGUCGAGGAGAGGCUGCUGGCGCUCAAGCCCGAGGGCCUCGACUUCGCGCAGGCCGCCAGCCUGCCGCUCGCCGUCCAGACCGCCAACGGGGGCCUGGAGAGCGCGGGACUGUCCGCCGGCAAGUCCGUCCUCGUCCUCGGUGGCGCCGGCGGUGUCGGCUCCCUUGCAAUCCAGACUGAACUGAACAUUCUUGCACAAUGCUGCUCUUGUCGUGGAGUGUACGGCGCGUCCAAGGUGGCUGCGACGGCCAGCACCAAGAAGAUCGAGCUGCUCAAGAGCCUGGGUGCCGAUGUCGCCAUCGACUACACUAAGGACAACUUCGAAGAGCUGCCGGACAAAUACGACGUUGUCUUGGACGCAGUCGGUCAGGGUGACAAGGCUGUCAAGGUAGUGAAGGAAGGCGGCAGCGUGGUGGUCCUCACCAGCGCCGUCAGCCCUCCAGGCUUCCGGUUCGUCGUCACCUCCAACGGCGCUGUCUUGGAGAAGCUCAACCCGUACCUCGAGUCAGGGAAGGUGAAGCCGCUCAUCGACCUGGAGGGGCCGUUCGCCUUCUCGCAGGUUGUGGAGGCGUUCUCCUACCUUGAGACCGGGAGAGCAACCGGCAAAGUAGUCAUCUCACCCAUCCCAUGA